This is a messenger RNA of Hyla sarda, 4053 nucleotides long. RefSeq names its product SCO-spondin-like. The annotation marks the transcript as partial. NCBI's taxonomy places the organism in Eukaryota, Metazoa, Chordata, Amphibia, Anura, Hylidae. The record is from RefSeq and is a predicted model, not a curated record. The transcript is spliced from 27 exons.
UACUUGUCUGUCCGGUCAGAUCGCCAACUGCUCGCAGCGGAUCUGUGACGCCGUGAAUGGGAGCUGGUCUCCAUGGACUCCCUGGAGCGAGUGUUCUGCAUCCUGCUGGGGAGGGUUCCAGAAACGUUACAGAUUCUGCACAGAGCCUUCUCCGUCUGGAGCAGGGUUACCCUGUGAAGGUCCAGGUGAUGAGGAGCGGCCCUGCAAUCUGGAGCCCUGUCCUGAAACCGGGAACUGGAGUUUGUGGAGCAGCUGGACGGACUGUACCAAGACUUGUGGAGAAGGGGUGAGACUACGCAGUCGGACCUGCACCAACCCAUCACCCUCCGGGGGCGAAGAUUACUGUGAAGGGCUGAGCACAGAGAUGGAGCCCUGCCAGCUGGUGCCAUGUCCUGAGCCGCUUUCUCCGCCAUCAAACUGCUCGGCCAUCGUGGGCUCCGUCUAUAGCAGCUGCGCUCCCACCUGCCCCAGGUCAUGUGAUGAGGUGAUGUUCAGUCCGCAAUGCUCUGAGCGCUGCCUGCCUGGCUGUCACUGCCCCCCGGGGAAGCUUCUGGCUGACAAUGGCUCCUCCUGUGUGGACCUGGAGAACUGCACCUGCUUGGACAUUGUGAGUGGAGGAAGACACUUCCCAGGAGAGACGGUGCCCAUGGAUGACGGGUGUAAUAACUGCUCCUGUGUGAACGGGGUCAUGAAGUGCACCAGUGCGGUCUGUGCCGUGGCUGGUCGCUGGUGUGAAUGGUCAGACUGGACCCCCUGCUCCAGGACGUGCGGCACUGAGGUGGUGACACGGUACCGGAGCUGCGCCUGCCCCAGACCCUGGGGUGGUGGAGAGGAAUGUGAGGAUGUGCAGCAGUAUUAUGGUGACACCGGGGUCCAGCUGGAGCAUCGGGAGUGUCCACACCCGUCCUUCUGUCCAGUGAACGGUAACUGGGGUCCGUGGAGUCCGUGGUCCUAUUGUGACGCCUGUUCCGGAGACUCUGUGAGGACCAGGCAGUGUAAUAAUCCUCCGGCACGGUUUGGAGGUUCACCAUGUGCAGGAGAGUCCAGACAGAGCCAGGCCUGCCGAGACAACAGCACCCAGUGCUCAGAGUGUGGCCGAGGCUUGGUGGAUUUCCCCUGUGGUAAGUCCUGCCCCCGAUCCUGUGAUGAUCUUCAUGGUGAUCGCGCUUGCUUGGACAGUGAAGAGUGCCGGCUGUCAUGUGGAUGCCCUGAGGGGCGGCUGAUGCAGGACGGGGAGUGUGUGGCCCCCAGUGACUGUAGAUGCAAAUAUCAGAACUGGACUCUGGGAUCAUCGGACUCCACUGCUGCCUGGUCUGGUCCUAUCAAAUGGGAAUAUGCGCAGCCCAGAGAAGUAGUGAGUGGUCCCUGUCAGAACUGCACCUGCUCCAGUGGGCUCCUACUUUGCACUCCGGACCCUCAGUGUCUUCUGGAUGGUGACUGGGGGCCAUGGAGCUCCUGGUCCUCAUGUUCUGUGAGCUGUGGAGAAGGAAACCAGACCCGGUCCAGACAGUGUGACCGCCCUGCACGCCAGAAUGGAGGACGAGAUUGUGUGGGUGAUGAUGAGCAGAAGAGACCCUGCCAGGGCCCCAGAUGUCCAGAGGUGGAACCAUGGAGCGAGUGGUCCUUGUGGUCACCAUGCAGCAUGACCUGUGGGGGAGGGGAACAGAUCCGGGUCCGGGAGUGUCAGCACCACGAAUGUAAAGGAAAAGCCAUUCAGAGCCGCAUGUGCAACAACCAAGUGUGCUUAGAUAUCGGCUGCCCUGUAGACCGUCUGUACCGAGAGUGCGGGAAGGAGGACAGCUGUCCGUAUAGCUGCGCGCACCUGACGCAGCAGGUGGAGUGUUUCCCGGAUGACUGUGAGGAGGGUUGUCACUGUCCACUGGGCACCUACUUCCACAACGGCUCCUGUGUCACGGACUGUCCAUGUCCGGUGACGGAGGACGUUCUCCAUGGACUGAGGAGCCUGUCACCUGAUCAUCUGCCCGGCCGCCAAGAAGUGAGAGCGGGUGACGAGCUGCUGCCAGGAGCGGAGAUUCAUGUGGGCUGCAGCUCCUGCACGUGUGUUAGUGGCCUCCUGAACUGCACGUUCUCUUCAUGUCCUGUGGACGGAGGCUUCACCCAGUGGACGCCCUGGAGCCCCUGCUCAGUGACCUGCGGAGGUCUGGGUAACAUGACACGAUCACGUGACUGCGCUGACCCUGUGCCAGCCAAUGGAGGCAGAGACUGUGAGGGGCCCCGAGUGGACAUAAAGUACUGUCAGACUGUGGAGUGCGGAGAUGUGAUAGAACCCACCAUGGAGACGUCCAUAGAACCCACAGGGAAGGAGCUGGGCUCCUGGACUCAGUGGACGCCAUGUUCUAAGAGCUGCUCAGACACCAGGUAUCCAGCUGUGAAGACGCGCUCCCGAUUCUGCCCCAGCGGAGGGAAUUGUACAGGAGAGAUGUUUCAAGAGACUAUUUGUAACCUGCCCCAAUGUCUCGGUCCGGAUUUUCCCUCUUGUGACUCGGACGACUGUAGGGACAGAAACUGCACGUGGAACCCCUGGUCAGAGUGGAGCGAAUGUUCUCGGUUUUGUGGUGUUGGGCAACAGAGACGUCUUCGUACAUAUAACCCCCCGGGGGACGGAGGCUCGUGGUGUGAGGACAUCCUGACUGGACACAUGGAGCGACGCUUCUGUAACCUGCAGGCCUGUAAAGUGAAUGGCGGCUGGUCUAAGUGGAGCCCGUGGUCGUGGUGUGACCGCUCAUGUGGCGGAGGGAGGUCAGUGAGAAGCAGAACCUGUACCAGCCCCCCACCCAAAAACGGAGGGAAGGAGUGCACCGGCGAGAAGUACCAAGUUCGAAUCUGUAACCCAAAGCCGUGUGCGGACACCUGCCCCCCCAGUAUGGAGCAGGUGGGAUGUGCUAACCGUUGCCCUCGACGUUGCGGGGAUCUUCAGCAGGGAAUCGUGUGCCUGGACGGGGAGGCAUGUGAGCCGGGGUGUCGCUGCCCCUCAGGGUCCCUGGAACAGGACGGGCUCUGUGUCCCCAUAGCCGAGUGUGAGUGCACGGACAACCACGGCCAGAGCUGGACCCCCCAGAGCCUCCUGCUGGACGAUUGCAACAACUGCACCUGCACCGAGGGCCGACUACAGUGCAGCACCCAGAUGUGCCCCCGCCCCAACUGUACCUGGAGUCAGUGGUCUGCCUGGUCCCCGUGCUCCUCCACCUGCGCAAUUGGCCAGCAGACUCGCUUCAGAUCUUCCAUCCCAGAGGAGUCAGGCCGCAGUCAGUGUCCGGCCCCGGAGCAGCAGUCUCGCCCGUGUUACCUGGAGACGUGCCCUGUGCUGUGCCCACACAAUGGCUCUGAGUGGAGUGUGGGUGAUGUGUGGCUGGUGGGGGAGUGUCAGCAGUGUGUCUGCACCCCGGAGGGAAAUCACUGUCAGGACAUUUACUGCCGCGUUAACGGUAACUGGACUCCAUGGUCUCCGUGGUCAGAGUGUCCAGUCACCUGUGGAUCCAGUGUUCAGAUUCGGAGCCGGGCUUGUAUCAAUCCUCCCCCUCGGAACAAUGGUUCAGACUGCGAGGGCCCAGACACAGACAGGCGGAACUGUACCAACAAGCUGUGUGAGGGUGGUGGCCCCUGUGGAUGGACUGACUGGAGCCCCUGCUCCGCAGCUGUGGUACAGGCCUCCGCAGUCGGAUGGUCACAGAUACACCAGAUGGUCGAUGUGAGGGCAGAGAGCGGCUACAGACCGAGGCCUGUUAUCUGCGGCCAUGUGAAGGGCUCUGUUCCUGGGGGCCGUGGAGCCCGUGGUCGGUCUGCUCCUGUCACUCCAUACUCCAGCAGCGGUAUCGGGAGCCCUGGGCCCUGUGUUCGGUGGGGACACAUGUGAUGAGCUGGGCACCGAGGUCCGGCCAUGUAACAACUCCCUGUGCUCUGAGUCCAGCUGUCCUCCUCCAUUUACCUUCAGCCCCUGUGGAUCUCCCUGCACUCGUCUAUGUUCCUCCAGACACAGGUCAGAUGGAUGCCAGGAUUUACCCACCCUGCCAACCCGGCUGCUACUGCCCCCUG